Messenger RNA from Salvelinus namaycush (lake trout), 519 nucleotides. Its product is annotated as transcription factor 15. The transcript is spliced from 2 exons. The record is from RefSeq and is a predicted model, not a curated record. Gene Ontology annotation, biological process: developmental process; regulation of transcription by RNA polymerase II. NCBI's taxonomy places the organism in Eukaryota, Metazoa, Chordata, Actinopteri, Salmoniformes, Salmonidae. Gene Ontology annotation, molecular function: protein dimerization activity; RNA polymerase II transcription regulatory region sequence-specific DNA binding; DNA-binding transcription factor activity, RNA polymerase II-specific. The coding region runs from base 1 to 519 and encodes 172 amino acids.
AUGAAGUCCACAGGGAGCGAACAGGGUGCCAUGCCGGACGGUUUCCCCUCCGACCUGGACGAACUGGAUAGCGGAAGCGAGGAGAGCUCCGACAACAAGUCGAUGGGCGGCGGCUGUAGCCCCCAGGGAGUGGGCCGGGAGCGGGCCAGGCAGAGGGAGAGGGGGUGCAGCAGGCGUCUGCAGGGCGUUAGCAAACAGAGGCAGGCAGCCAACGCGCGGGAGCGGGACCGGACCCACAGCGUGAACACGGCCUUCACCGCGCUGCGCACCCUCAUUCCCACAGAACCAGCCGACAGGAAACUGUCCAAGAUCGAGACGCUGCGCCUGGCGUCCAGCUACAUCUCCCACCUUGCCAACGUGCUGCUGCUGGGGGACGAGUGUUUGGAUGGACAGCCCUGUCUCGGGUACCACAGCAUCUUGCAGAGCAGCACCAACAUCAACAGCAGCAGCCCCCCGCUCAGGCCCAUAUGCACUUUCUGUCUCAGUAACCAGAGGAAAACGCCAGUCACGUGGUUGUAA